This is a messenger RNA of Mytilus californianus (California mussel), 2099 nucleotides long. RefSeq names its product solute carrier family 22 member 5-like. Gene Ontology annotation, molecular function: transmembrane transporter activity. Gene Ontology annotation, cellular component: membrane. NCBI's taxonomy places the organism in Eukaryota, Metazoa, Mollusca, Bivalvia, Mytilida, Mytilidae. The transcript is spliced from 6 exons. Gene Ontology annotation, biological process: transmembrane transport. The coding region runs from base 15 to 875 and encodes 286 amino acids. The record is from RefSeq and is a predicted model, not a curated record.
CUGCUUACCGGAAGAUGAUUGAUGCAUAUAUAUUUUUGUCCCAUUCUAGGAUCAUAGAUGAAUCUUUGAGAUGGCUGAUUGCAAACAAACGAGCAGACGAAGCAAAGACACUUGUACGGAAAAUAGCAAAAUUCAAUAAGAUCGACUUAAAUGAUAUUCUGCCAUUAUUACAACAUGAUGGUAAAAUUGUUCCUUUUCCUAUUCAUCAAAACCCUAAGGAGGAAAAACGAGAAAACAUACUAACUAUAGCCAGACAUAAAAUCCUACUGAAGACAUCUUUCAUAAUGGCUUUCACAUGGAUGACCAAUGCUAUGACGUAUUUUGGACUGACUUUGAAUUCUGCCCAACUGGCUGGGAACAGAUUCCUCAACCUGUUUUUAUAUCAAGUUGUAGAAAUAUUUGCAAUGUUGACGUUUCUGCUUAUUAUCAACAGAUUAAAACGAAGACAUGUAUCAAUGUUGUUCCAUGGAAUUGCUGGUGUUUCGCUUGUCAUUUCUGCUCUGCUGGGGUCGUUUAAAAAUUAUAGUGACAAAUUUACAACGGCGUCAGUCGCUCUAAGCUUUUUAGGCAAAUUUGGUAUCAGUGCGUCAUUUUCUACAAUAUUUCUAUAUACGCCUGAGUUGUACCCUACAAAUUUAAGGAACAUCGGUAUAGGCAUUGCGUCUUCGGCGGGAAGAAUAGGUGGUCUUUUAGCACCCUUUUCUACACUGUUGACUGAAUACCUAGAAUGGGGUCCUGGUGUAGUAUUUGGUGUGUGUUGUAUAUCUGUAACAGUUCUUCAGCAUUUUCUUCCUGAAAGCAGCGGUAAAGAGAUGCCACAAACUGUACAAGAACUUAAGGCAUGGAAACGAGACAAAACUACCAUUAUUCGUUGAUCAAGCUCGUUUACUGUGUUAAGUCCGAUUCUUAUUUUAAUUACAAAUAUGUAUCAAGUAUUUACAAAUAUGUAAUUACAAAUAUUUAAUUACAAAUAUGUACUGCACUUUUUUCGACUUUAAAUUUUCUAUUUUUCAUUUUCCCAUAAUAAUGGUACCUCAUGCUGCUCAUAUAUUUACAUCAUAAUGUCUGCUAGUUGUAGUUCUCAGCCUUGUCUCAAAAAAAAACCUGUAAUUGAUUCCUUGCAAGCAAGCUAAGAGUUUAACAGCUAUGUCAUAGUUUGCAGCAUGAUGUUAUGAAAGGAUUUAGGACAUUAUUGGAAAUAAUUAAAAUUUGAAAUAGAAUAGAUUUUAUUAAAAUAAAAAUGUAUAUUUCUAGUUUUAUUAAGAUAUUCAAAAACAAAAGGUGAAUGUAUAUUUCUAAUUUAAGUCGUUAAAAGAGGAAAAUACAAUAAUGAAAAAAAAUACUCAUUGUAAUAGAUAUGAUUCAUACGAAUAACAAACAUUUUCUUUGGUACACGUCAAUUAACAAUAGUACAAGUCAAGAACCUCAUUAAAGUAGUUAUUUAGCACGCGUACGAAAGUUGACUAGAGGUUGCAGGACAGAUGUAUGGCGAAUUGCUAUUACAUCCAAGGUUAUAUAUAGCAUAGAUGUAUAAACCGAGUUUUAUACAUCUAUGGUUAUAGCCAUAUUCACAGAAUUAUAGAUGUGCUUCAGACUCAUGAAUAUUCAGUAAUACAGUAAGCCACACAAGAAUGUUGAUAAUAACUAACCAAAAAGCUGAGAUACAAUGAUUGAUAUAUAACUAAAUAAAUAAAAUAGCAAUUAUAAAUGAACAAAUUUUAAAUAUCUUUUAUUGUAAAGAUCAGAAGUUCAAAUUCUUUUUCGAAAUAUAAUUUUAUUUAAUUUUAGGAAUAAGUAUCUUGAUGCUUUUUAAAUAUAAAUAAAUACAUCUUGCAUAUUAUGAAGCAAUAAAUAUUUUGGCAACUAAUUCCAUCGUUUGCAAAUGAAGCUCGAUUUCGGCUGGGGAAAGAGAAUGUCGGGUAUUCAGUGGUGACUAUAAAAAGCAAAUAUAAGUCUACUUCUCGUCAUCCUUGUUCCUACCAGCAAAUUGAGUUGUCUUAUUUAUUUCAUUAAAAAUGAAAGUUAGAUUUAUUUAUUUAAUGUUUAGGUACAUAUUUUUGAAUUAUUUAAUGUUUAGGUGCAUAUUUUUGAAUUAUUUA